This is a messenger RNA of Magallana angulata, 2076 nucleotides long. RefSeq lists its product as uncharacterized. Gene Ontology annotation, molecular function: nucleic acid binding. Lineage: Eukaryota; Metazoa; Mollusca; Bivalvia; Ostreida; Ostreidae. Bases 655 to 2076 code for a protein of 473 amino acids. The record is from RefSeq and is a predicted model, not a curated record. The transcript is spliced from 2 exons.
UAGCUUAUUACAAAGCUCAUCGAGAUGAGGCAUCAGCUUUAUGAGACCACCUUUAUCAUAUUAUAUGAAAAUCAUAGUUAAUAAUCUUGGAUAUCAGAAACUGUAGUAUGGUUUGAUACAAUAUUGAAUAUCGUAUGAUACAUUAUCAUGGGAUACAAUAAUAUAUUAUGUAAUACAAUAUCAUAUUAUACAAUAAUAUCUCAUAUGAUACAAUAUACAAGUAAUACAUUAUAAUAUUAUAUAAUACAAUAUAAAAACAUAUCAUAUCCAAGUCUUUCAAGUCCCUAAGUAGCAUCCGUGCAAGUUUGGUGAAGAUAGUAAUAACUUAGAUACAGGACCUAGUGCACCAAAAACUUGAAUCAGGUCUGGACGCUGACGCCAACGCCGGGGUAUAGCAUAAGCUCCCCCAGACUUUGUCUCGGUGAGCUAAAUACACUUGCCCAUGAUAUUAUUUGAAAACUGUUUCUAUAGAUGAUUUUUGAAGGAUAGUGCACAAUAAUAGACAAAAAUCAACAUCAAAAAAUAUCAUGUGAGGCUGAGUGACUCAGGUACAUGUAGCUUAAUAAAUACAAAUGGGUAGUAGAAUAUUUUUUAACAUCAUUAGGGAUAAGUGUGAAAACACUGAAAAAGAAGGUUGUUGUCGACCCUGUGGAAAUGGUGGUGGAGGAUCUUCAGGCAGCUCCUCCUGUACCUGUUCCUAAGAAGAAACGUGGUCCCUGUAGAAAGCUUGAUGACUUCGAUGCAGAUUUGGUGAAGAGGACCAUUCAUGAUAUGCAGUUGAAGGGCCAGUACGUUUCACUUCGUCGACUGUCAGAUGUACUAGUAGAAAAGGGAGUCAGGAUCACCAAGUCUCCAUUGGGGAGACUUGUGAAGGAUCUUGGGUUCAGAUUCUACAAAACUCGUUCCAACCAACGCUACAUUGGAGACAGGAACGAUAUCGUAAGUAUGCGACAUACUUACCUGAGGUCCAUUAGGAAGUUUAGAGAGGAGGGUCGUCCUAUUGUGUAUUUGGAUGAGACUUGGUUGAACACCAAUCAUGUAGCGAGGGGAGAUUGGGUGGACUGUCCUAGGACAUCUACCUCUGCCUUUGAGUCGCAUCGUGGAGGUCAUGGGCGUUUUGUCCCAUCUGGGAAAGGCUCUCGUCUGAUAAUUGUGGAUGCAGGUUCUUCGACUGUGGGUAUGAUCCCGGGAUCUGCUCUCAUUUUUGAGUCGAAAACAGGCAACCAGGAUUAUCAUGACGAGAUGAACUCAGAAAACUUUACGAAGUGGUUCACUGAGCAGUUGCUCCCUAACCUACCGACCAAUUCAGUCGUAGUGAUGGAUAAUGCUUCCUAUCACAGUCAUCUGGAUCCUGAGUCUAAGUGUCCGACUUCGUCGGCAUCGAAGGCCGAGAUCCAGUCUUGGCUUGAUAGAAAGGGUAUUCAUUACACUCCGGGAAUGAUCAAGGCUGAAUUGAUCACAUUGGUGAAGCAACAUAAACCUCGUCCUAAAUAUGUAAUAGACGAUUUGGCUUCGAAAGCAGGUCACACAGUUUUGCGUCUACCUCCCUAUCACUGUGAGCUUAAUCCUAUUGAGUUGGUCUGGGCUGAAUUAAAAAGUUUCGUCGCCAGGAGCAAUGUCACAUUCAAGAAAGAGAAAGUGAAGGAACUCUUUAAUCAGGCUAGAUCAACUUAUGGGGUUGAGAAGUGGCGUAAGGUGGAGAGUCACGUGAUAAGAGAGGUCGAAGAAAAACUGUGGAAACUCGACGGAGUCCAGGAUGAGGAGGUUGCUCCUGUGGUCAUAGACUUGACGGACUCGGAACACAGUGACAGUGACAUGGACACAGAUUCUGGUGAUGACGAAAAUGACUCUGACUCUGACGAAUCCAUGGGCUUCAUUGAGGAGUCUGACGACGAAGUCACUUGUUGCAUAUGUGGUGAUUACAAUGCUCCUGGAAAGUCUCGAAAGAUUGUAUGGGUUGAGUGUGAAGUGUGUAAGAGGUGGAGUCACCGCAUAUGUACCAAGCCCUCUCUAAAGUCAGGUAAGUGUGUCCAAUGUUGGAACGCUUUGUAUGGUCUGAAUCCAGCUCCUUCAUGA